Molecule: messenger RNA, 1707 nt
Organism: Hyalella azteca
Lineage: Eukaryota; Metazoa; Arthropoda; Malacostraca; Amphipoda; Hyalellidae
Gene: Ercc1
Product: DNA excision repair protein ERCC-1
Exons: 6
Coding region: 442-1350 (302 amino acids)
Biological process (GO): nucleotide-excision repair; mitotic recombination; UV-damage excision repair
Cellular component (GO): nucleotide-excision repair factor 1 complex; ERCC4-ERCC1 complex; nucleus
Molecular function (GO): damaged DNA binding; single-stranded DNA binding
Source: RefSeq, a predicted model, not a curated record
GAAUGAAAUAUAGUUAUUUAUGUCAAUGAAUUGUCUUACAAAAUAUGUCUAUCAAACAUACUUUCAGUCAUGAACAUACUAUUCUUACAGUCUACUGAGCCAGUGAGGCACUACUUUUUUCAAUAUUUGUAUGCCUGCCCAGAGUUGUGCAACAACUAGCUGGUGCUUACAGCAUCCAGUCCUGAGGCCGUGGGCAAAUCCUCAAGGCUCUUGCAGACGGAGACUGUCAGACAGUCUAUGGCAUAAAAAUUAUUCUGUGGCAUCUAAAUAACUCAUUGUGAUUUGGGGCCACAUUGGACAAGUCUGCAUAGCUCCCACAAAUUGCCAAAAGAAUAAAAUUGGCCUGAGUUACAAAUUUUUUUCACACAAUUUCACAUUUCAAACUAUUCUAUUAUAUUUUAAUUGUUGAAUGUUGGUAUUGUUGUGUUUCAACUGAGUUUAAUGAGUUGCAAAAAUUCAUUGGAAAGUAAAAAUGAGAAUGAUGGACCUGGUGGAUCUUCAACCUCAAAUUUUUCCAGUGCUUUUGGCGCCCUCAAAGACACCACAGUGUAUGCCAGUGCUCAAGAUGUGCCUUCAGGCUGCCCCAAAGACCUGCAACUGCCAACACGGCUUCCUUCUAAGAACAGCAUCAUAGUGAGCUCACGACAGAGAGGCAACCCAUUGCUGAAGCACAUCCGCAAUGUCCCCUACGAGUAUGGCGAGAUUGUGGCCGACUACCUCAUGGGGGCCACAACCUGCGCUGUGUUCCUGAGCAUGCGCUACCACCGCCUCAACCCACAGUACAUCCAUGAGCGUCUCAAGCUUCUUGGCCAGCAGUACCAACUGAGAGUACUUCUACUACAGAUAGACGUGAGCGACCCGCACAAGGAGCUGCAGCAGCUGAGCCGCGUCAGUGUCAUGGCCGACCUGACGCUCAUGCUGGCCUGGAGCGCUGAGGAGGCCGCCCGGGUGCUCGAGGUCUAUAAAAUGUUCGAGCACAAGCCCCCUGACCUCAUCAUGGAGCGCCAGCACACUUCCACCACGCUCAGGCUGAUCGAGGCCCUGACGAGCGUGCACCGCAUCAGUCGGCCCGACGCCAUGACACUUCUCUCCAAUUUCGGCUCCCUCGAAGGCAUUGUGAAGGCGUCAAUACAAGAGUUAUCGACGUGCCCGGGUAUUGGGCCACAAAAGGCGGAGAAGUUGUACUCGACGCUGCACAUGCCUUAUGCCAAGCAAGGUGGCUCCACCGCGACCAGGCUAGCCACCUCCGCCAUAAGCCACGCCUUUUCUGGCAAAGAAAAACAGUUGUCCGUGAAUACGGGGAAGAAAACGUCGGAUGGUUGCGCUGGCCCGUCGUCCGUCACCUCGUAAAACGCGACAGAAUUAGAAAGUUUGGAGGUGUUUAUCAAUUCACUGCAUUGAUUUUUCUAAGAGAUUAGAUUAAGGUUAGGUGCUUCUCAGGGUAAUCGUAGUAUGCAUUCAAUCAGACACGUGAACGUGAUAAAGUGUAUACGUCGGCAUAUUUUCAUUCCCCCGUCCGCCAUUGGCGUCACUUGCCAGUUCUUCAAUGGACGACUCGCAUCUAACAAGUCUGAUGUUCAGCAAUGAAAGUAAUGUCUAUGACCCCAGUAUGUCAUGGCCCCAGCUUCCAUUUUUAUAGAUUCAUUUGAAUUUUUGAUCAAUGUUGAGCUGUGAUAUCAAAAGGUCCAUAUGAAAUAAGUAAAUGUU